Molecule: messenger RNA, 186 nt
Organism: Protopolystoma xenopodis
Lineage: Eukaryota; Metazoa; Platyhelminthes; Monogenea; Polystomatidea; Polystomatidae
Source: the annotation of a GenBank genome assembly
UUGUCUGUUUCCUGUUUUGUUUGCCAUAAGGAGACAACCGUGGACCUCGAGGCUGGCGUGACCGGACAGCUCGGCCUACGCUUCAUUCCGCAGUUGACCCCGACAACCCAGCUUAUCUACGUGUUCAUUCGGGAUGAACAGGGCAAGACUGAGGAAAUAUUUGCCGUCCGACUCACUUACACAUGA